AUGGCACAUAGCCAGCCUCCACGCAGCGUCUCUCCGGACAAUGAGGAGCGGACGUGGCUUCCCGAAAUGACGCCAAUGAACUUUGACGGCGUUGGCGACGGUCCGCACCGUAUGCCCUCAGUAUCGUUCAGUCUGGGUCGCUCGAGGUCCAUUCGUGAGAGCGAUACUUACAACUGGCAGAAUGAAGCCACAGACCUCCUAUUGACCAGUGCGACCGGCGAAGCCAGCGCACCCAACGACUCUACCGCCAACCAGAACAACUUGAGCCGCCACAGCUCCCAUCACGGCAACCCGCUCCGUUUAUCUCAUCAAGACGCCGAAUUCGAAAUGGUCGCUGCGCCAGUAAUGGCAAGGACAGGCUCCAUCAGAAGCAGGUCGUCGGUACGAGCCUCACCGGGCGGGAUGCCUUCCCCAGACGAUACACUCGUGGAGGGGAGUUCUCCCCCACGAGCCUCCCGAUGGGGACUGCUGUGGAAAUUCAGAUCCAAGGGCCUACACCACAGGGUAGGCAGCAAAGAGGCUCUGACGACGAACAUGUCACCAAUAGCGGGAGCCGGAGGUCUCGCUGUGGCCGAGGAUGAUGACGGGGAUAGCGACGCCGCCGCAGCAAGCAAUCGAAAUGGCGGCCAUGUGUCGGAAGCAUGUUCUUCAAGAAAACCGAUUCAAUCGCCAAAAGCAGAUCUCUUCACCAAAUUCCUCAUCGGCAUGUCGCUGUACUCGACUACCAUGAGUGGGGUGUUUAUAGGCAUUGCCUUUGAACAUCGACGCUGGGGUCGGCUUAUAUCCUCGCAUUCGAUACUUUCCCCGUCGAAAGCGACAUCGCUGACUGCAUUCCUCUCCAAGACGAUCGAAAUGACUUUUGCCACGGCAUUCAUGACAGUUCUUGGCCAAGCACUCACGCGAAGAGCUAUCGCAAAUGGACCCCGAGGCACAACCCUUGCAGAAAUCUCAAUGCGAAGCUGGGUGAUUCAGCCUGGCGCGCUUUUUUGGCAGUCCGGGAGACGACAGGCGUUAUUCAGUAUCCUCGGCAUUCUUUCUGUUGUGGCGGCAGUGGUUACCACAUUCUACACAACGGCAUCCGAGGCUACGGUGGCUCCAAAGCUCAAGUUUGGCAGCUGGGAAGAUGUGGUCUUAUCAGGCUACGUCCGCGCUUCCUAUGCCAACCCUCAAUAUGUCCACUCGUCCUGUCAGACCAUGUUGAGGAGCGAGGAAGCGAACCAGGAGCAUGCGACGAUGUCGUGCACGGACGUGAUGAUAUCCGGCGAAUCGUACCGAAACCUACAGGCCUUCAUGAAUGUCUGGGCCGACAUCAACACAAACGGGAGCUCGAACGCGCGGGAUGUAAAAGACAGACCGGCUGGCACGGCAACUCUGAACGGCACCACGACCCUAUACGGCACUUGGAUCGAGACGGAGAACAGCAACGUGACGGCGCAUUUCGAGAAGACGAAGCGCAUUAUCAACAACGUCACCCUAGCCAUGCCGCAUCCCGGCGUGGCGUAUGCAGCCAUGUCAUCGCUGAACGAUAUCAUGCAGCCGCGUGAUCUCGAUGGCGUGGGAGAGUAUGCCGUCAAGGCGGGCGUCGUGUCUCCAGCGGUCAACGUCUUGUGUAUCAACAUGAAACGUGAUGAGCUCGCGCCGCUCGUCUACACCGAGUGGCCAUUUGCAAAUAACACCCGGACCGGCCUGGGAGAGCAGCAGGUUGGGUGGGAGAACUGGACGUCGGGUGUGCCCCCUGCCAAAAACAGCCAUGGGGAUGCAGACUAUUUGAAUAGAACCGUCGUGGAUGAUCUUUUUCGCUGGGGGCCCAAGUAUAUGCGAAGACCACCGGUCUUUCGACUUUUUCCAGCCGAUUACAACACGGUGGUUAAUCCCAUACCUUUACUGUCAGAAUCUGAUGCUAUAUACAUCAUGGGCAAAAGUCCCAGUCCCGACCUUAAAGAAUACUACGCGAUGUGUGAGCUUCGAUCGUGGGUGUCCCCCCGAUGCUCAACGCAGUUCAAUAUCUCCGGCAUCACGGGCAGCAAAUUGGUAGCUCACUGCGAAGACCCCAAGGACCUGAACAGCUACCGGCAUUCCUUCGAUGUUCCGCCCAAAUGGGAAGAGCCAUCGCCAGACUGGAAGAGGCAAACCCAACCGCAGAACUUGGCCGAUCAGUGGCGCACUGCGUCUGACUUGAACGGGGGCGAGCGCAACAGUAACCCUGCCAACUCGCGGAUUCUCACCCAGCUCAUACUUCCGAGGGCGGAACUGCAGCCGCACCUACCGUCGCUGGCGGAGGCGCUGGCCGUGUUCGCCAGCUCGACGCUCGUUCUCGGGUCCGUGGACUCGCCGUUUGAGCACUACUGGAGGUGGCCGGCGAAGGGCAACAUCCUAGGUGCCCCGGGGAUGGCAGUCCCGUUCAACGCGUCGAUGGCGACGCAGCAGUACACGUCCAGCUCCAUGUACGGCUGGCAGUCAAUGUUCUACGCCAUCCUGGUAAUAAUGUUCAUCCUCAACUGUCUGUGCUUGGUGUACAUCAUUAUUUACCGGAAACCCGUGACGGACUUCACUGACGCGCACAACCUCUUCGUGCUGGCACUCAACAGUGCGCCCAGCGACGAAAUCAAGGGCAGUUGCGGCGGCGGACCGGAGGGUAUUGACUGGGUAGUUCCGUGGCGUGUGGGCCUUAAUAAGGCGAAUCAUUAUUUUAUCGAGACGAACCGCAAGAAUUGGAGCGACAUUUGUGACCAGAGAGCCAAGAAGGACCGCUCUCCGGCAGCCAACUUUGACAGGCUAAGCAAGAGCAACCCUUUGCUCUAA
Messenger RNA from Cordyceps fumosorosea ARSEF 2679, 2802 nucleotides. RefSeq lists its product as hypothetical. The transcript has 4 exons. Lineage: Eukaryota; Fungi; Ascomycota; Sordariomycetes; Hypocreales; Cordycipitaceae. The record is from RefSeq and is a predicted model, not a curated record. Bases 1 to 2802 code for a protein of 933 amino acids.